Molecule: messenger RNA, 2878 nt
Organism: Exaiptasia diaphana
Lineage: Eukaryota; Metazoa; Cnidaria; Anthozoa; Actiniaria; Aiptasiidae
Exons: 2
Coding region: 255-2672 (805 amino acids)
Source: RefSeq, a predicted model, not a curated record
AUGAAAGCUAUGCAAUUUUAAGCAUACAUGCCCAGAGCACGCCCACUUAGACGGAAACUUCUAAUUGGCUAGCCUUUUUCGUGUACGUAAAAGUGAUGGUGAUUGGUUAAACUUUUCCCGCCAGGAGUAGACUCGUUCCCAAGCAAACUCUGUCAGAGGAUUGGACUUCCUGUGUUGCAAGUACUGGCCAGCGGUGGUUAUAUAUCAAAAUGGCGGGAAAAUUCGAAAACUAGUAGAGCAGUUUUAAAAUCAAUAUGUGGAAAAGAAGUGACRUUUCUUCUUGCACUUGCAACGAAAAAAACYACCGCCAUGUCCACUGUCCUUGUAGUACAUGCAAUGCUCGCGCAACUGACYGAAAAACUGAACUGAGACACUGGCAAGAAGCAAACAGAGCUGCCCUGGAAACAUCCUUUCAUCCAACAAUCGAAUCUGAAUCUAUGCACGAAACAAGCUUAARUACAGCUGGGAGUUCUGAUCAUGAGUCUAUGGACRUUGAUGUAGAAGAAAGUUUGUAUGAAAGUGAAGAUGUUGAUAAUGAUAACACCAUUUUAGAAAGCGGAACCAAUGGCUGUCAAGAAGUUCCAUCACCGAAUGUAGAUACAAUCGAAGACGAGGCUCUCCCGGGUUUGACUCAUCAUGAUUCAAACCCUCUGAAAAAACUUGUAAUUGAUGCUGUGUUAAAUGCACUAAAAAUCCAAAAAAACAGUGGGGUCUCAAUAAAAACAUUUGAAGAUAUUUUAGAAUAUGGCAAAAGGUUACUGUUGGAUUCAUCUUCACAAGAUGAAAAGCUCUUUGAUAAAGAUAUUUUGAUAACAUUGUGGCCACGUUCAUGGAAUGAUGUCCAAACACUCUUAAAAGAGGAGGGUUAUCAAGAUGCCAGGGAAUAUUUUAUUUGCUUUUGCCAUAGCGAAACUCAAUCUGCAAAUUCAAACAAUAAAAUCAAAUACAAUGGAAAAUAUAGUUUAAUGUGUAACAAAGAUGACAAAUGCAAGUAUUGUGGUAGAAAAGGCAAUAUUGCAUAUUAUUACCUUGGUCUAAAAAGCAAAGUAAAAAACUGGUUUCGGGAUGAAACCACAUUGAAAAAAAUGCUUGCUCACUGGGAUGAACGGGAUCAUUGGCUUGGAAGAGAAGAAGCCUGGCCCAUAAAGAAGGAAAUAUGGGAUGGAAAUCGAUGGGUAGAGCUASAGUGGUUUUGGGACCCCACUAAGACCUGGGUUGUUCCAUGUUGUUGUAGCCAYUGUGGUAUUCCCAUAUCUGCCAAGCAAUUAAUUGAAUCACAGGAUUCUGUUACAGAAGGUAUUAAACUUGUAGAUUGCCCAGAAUGUCUGGAAUCAUUCGAACACCUUAUCAAGACCACUUCUGGGUGUCCACGUAAUAUUGCUCUAAUAGGUCACUGGGAUGGGUGGCAAGCAUUCACAUCCAGCUCAAGAAGCUGUGGAUCUUUAGAAGUCACAAUUGCUAAUUGUAAAAAAGAACAGCGAAACCACACAGAUGAAGUGUAUGUUCUUKGUUUUGUUCCAUUGGCCUCCACUCCAAAUCUACCCCAAACCUAUGAUCCAUUUCUGCAACCACUUAUGGAAGAUCUCUGUGAAGGAUUUGUUAAUGGCUUCGAGGUCAGUAUUCCAACAGAACCAAACCUGAAAAGAGUGCGUGUUUUACUUCUUUGUUGGUCUGGAGAUCAUCCCGGACAGUGCGAGAUUGGAAAGCUGUUGAACCAGGGUAAAUGUGCUUGUCGUAGGUGCAAGCUUGUUGGUCAACAUUUACCAAUGAAUGAUUCAAACAACCACAUGUACUAUGGAGAUAAUCGUGUUCAUUACCGACAUAAGUGGGAGUGUCGUGACAUUUCUCUUAUGUUGACAGACCUCUAUGAUGUUGAAGUUGAAUCACGAAUAAGUGUCAGGAAAAAGAUGUCCUCAGAAACAGGAGUUACAGGAAUAAGCCUUCUGCAUAAAUACUUAUAUCCUCUGUAUGGGUUUGACAUUCUUAAAGACUUGACAUUUGACAUAUUUCACACUGUGUGUCUGAAUGUCGUCAAAAACCAAACAGAAAGGCUCCUAAAUUAUGGCCUAGUAGACAAAAAGUAUCUUGACAGGGAAAUAAUUGGCUUUUCAUGGCCUAGAGAGCUAAAAUGUGGCAGACUUCCCAAGUCAAUCCAAGGAUACAACGGGACUUUAGGACAGUGGAAGGCCGAGGGAUUACAGAAGUUUUCAUUCCCAAUGGCCGAUUGUAUACUUAGCAACAAGUUAGAGGCACUUCAAGAACAAGAAAUACAGCAUUUGAUAUCAAGGUUGACUGAAAUGCAUUUCAACAGUGGAAGRUAUGGCUGGACAAAUAGGAUGAGUGAAGCCCAUCAACAGCUGGCAUGGCGUCUGAAUAUUUUAAUAGAAGAAGUACAAGGCCUCCAUAUGUGCACCAUUUCUCUGGACAAUCUUCUUCAUAUACAUGAAGAUAUCAACAGAUUUUCAGCUACUGACAACUAUUGGUGUGCAGUUUUUGAAAGGGCAGUAAAGGGCUACAUAAAAAGAUCUAAUAACUGUAAAGGUAUUGAAAAGACAUUUGCAUUAGCUGAAUCUAGAAGAGAGUUCCUGAAGCCAUACUCAGAUGUACAAGAACAGAAUGGAAAGUUAGACAUGAACGUGGUAUGUAAAAAUAAUGAUUUUAAGUACAUGUAAGUAAAAACUUGUUGSACCAAAAUGUGUACACUUGUACCGUUAACUGCCUUUGCUCAUGAAUUUUACAUGUAUAURUCCAUCUGAAUAAUAUUUUAAUAAGUCUUUUGAGAUUUAAUCUUUUCAAAUAACACUUCAUAUAAUUGAUUGAGAAUUUUUGAGUUUUUGAAACGGUUUGAUAAACUUGCAUAGCGUGUUCAUCAGGUCUG